Nicotiana attenuata is the source of this 3489-nucleotide messenger RNA. Its product is annotated as pentatricopeptide repeat-containing protein At4g30700. NCBI's taxonomy places the organism in Eukaryota, Viridiplantae, Streptophyta, Magnoliopsida, Solanales, Solanaceae. Gene Ontology annotation, molecular function: protein binding; zinc ion binding; RNA binding. The transcript has a single exon. The record is from RefSeq and is a predicted model, not a curated record. The coding region runs from base 709 to 3084 and encodes 791 amino acids. Gene Ontology annotation, biological process: RNA modification.
CAAGAGAAAGGUGUGAAAAUGAAUGUUAUAAACACAAGAUAAAAUGACAUAAGCACAGCACAAUAUUGCCUUCCUUAAACUCAAAUCGAAUGGAACUAUCACCAGCAUAAUAGAAUUCAAACGGCAGAAACACUAGAUCUGGACAAUAAUAUAGCAAGAGAGAGGAGAAAAAAAACCUAGAGUAAUCCGAGCAGAAAUGAUGAAAACUCUCAUGGUUAUAGCGUUUAGCUUCUUCACUAAGUAAAGGGAUAUGCCAAUGAUCGUUGAAAGGUUGGAAAUAAUAAGCUAAAUGACAGCAUUCCUUCAACUUCUCUCGCAUAAUCUGAAUGCAGCUCACUUUCAUCUGCUCCUCGUUCUCUCCUCUCAUCUCAGCGUCUGUCAUCUUGCAAAUUUCUAGGGCACAGACCACAAAAAGGAAUUAGAGUCCCUUCUUUUAUAAAAUUUCCUAAACUUUUGUUGAGCGAAAACGAAAUAACUUCAAUACUGAGUUUUCUACGGAGUAGAUGUAGAUCCCUUAUCUAGAAUUAUUCACAUAAAUAAUAGUAGUGGUUUUGGUUUAUUUUUAAAAAUAGCAGUUUAUUUUUACAGUUGUAGCAUAAAGUAAUAGGAUACAAUACAAUAGGUUUCGCAAUUUACUUCAGAAAAUUGACAUUCCCGCCAAACCUAUAUAUAUUGCCCACACCACUCCACUCUGAAGCAAAUUCUCAAAUGAUUUACAGAACCAUAGCAUCCAUAGCUCAAAGAGACAGAAGCUUCUUCGUGAGCCUAAUAAACCAAGCCACCACACUCUCACAACUCAAUCAAACUCACGCCCAUUUAAUCCGCCAUAGCAUAACCACUGAUCUCAUUACAAUCACAAAACUCACUCACAAACUUUUUGACUUUAAAGCCAUUUCUAAAGCCAAGAAUGUAUUCACCACCUUUAAUAAAACUAACCCACCUGAUCUUUUUCUUUAUAAUGUCCUCAUUAGAGGCUACUCAAAAAACAAUUUGCCUUUUGAAUCUUUGUCCCUUUAUUUACAACUUAUCAAGAAUACAACACUUAAACCUGAUAAUUUUACCUUUGCUUUCAUCGUUUCGGCUUUUUCUUCAAAUGGGUAUGAAAAAGUUGGGGUUUUGAUUCAUGGGCAUUUGUUAGUUAGUGGAUUUAGUAAAGAUGUGUUUGUUGGGUCGGCAUUGGUGGAUAUGUACAUGAAUUUUUCAAGAAUUAGUUAUGCGUAUAAGGUGUUCGAUGAAAUUACUGAACGAGAUGGUGUUUUGUGGAAUACAAUGGUUUCUGGGUUGGUGAAGAACUGCUGUUUUGAGGAGAGUAUACGGGUUUUUCGUGAUAUGGUAGCAAGGGGGGCGAGGUUUGAUUCUACUACAUUGGCUGUGGUACUUGCGGCUGUUGCUGAGUUGCAGGAGUUGAGGAAUGGAAUGUCGAUACAUUGUUUGGUUGUUAAAAUGGGUUAUUAUAGUCAUGAGUAUGUUCUUACAGGUUUAAUUUCUUUGUAUUCGAAGUGUGGUGAUGUUUCCGCGGCUAGUAUGUUGUUUAGGAUGAUAAGAGAGCCGGAUUUGAUCUCGUGUAAUGCGAUGAUUGCUGGUUUCUGCUUUAAUAAUGAGAAUGAAUCUUCGGUGAGGUUAUUUAGAGAAUUGCUUGUUCAGGGGGAGAAAGUUAAUUCAAGUACCAUUGUUGGUUUGAUUCCUGUUUCUUGUCCUUUUGGUCAUCUGAACCUCACAAGUUCUAUCCAUGGGUUUUGUGUGAAAUCUGGUAUGGUAUCAAAUCCUUCAGUUUCUACUGCUUUGACUACAGUUUACAGCCGACUCAAUGAAAUGGAAUUGGCGCGGAGGCUCUUUGAUGAAUCCCCACAAAAAACCUUAGCUUCAUGGAAUGCCAUGAUAUCUGGUUAUGCCCAAAAUGGGUUGACAGAAAUGGCUAUAUCGCUCUUUCGUGAAAUGCAGAAGUUGGACAUAUAUCCAAAUCCUGUCACAAUCACGAGUAUACUUUCUGCAUGUGCUCAACUUGGAACAUUAAGUAUGGGAAAAUGGGUCCAUGACUUAAUAAAGAAAGAGAAAUUUGAGUCAAACAUUUAUGUAUUAACGGCUUUAGUUGACAUGUAUGCAAAGUGUGGGAACAUUGAGGAGGCGCGGCAAGUAUUUGACAGCAUCGUGGAGAAAAAUGUGGUUACUUGGAAUGCCAUGAUUUCAGCUUAUGGUCUCCAUGGACGUGGUCGAGAAGCACUGGUGUUGUUUGAUGAAAUGCUUGAUUCUGGAGUUUCCCCAACUGGCGUCACUUUCCUUUGUGUCUUGUAUGCUUGUAGUCAUGCCGGCUUAGUAGAAGAAGGUGAGAAAUUAUUCCACUCUAUGAUUCAUGAUCAUGGCAUUGAGCCUUUAUCUGAACAUUAUGCCUGCAUGGUGGACCUUUUGGGCCGAGCUGGAAAACUAGAAAAUGCAUUGGAAUUUAUUUAUAGGAUGCCUCUUGAGCCAGGUGCAGCCGAGUGGGGUGCAUUACUCGGUGCAUGCAUGGUCCACAAAAAUAUAGAUUUGGCUCGCUUGGCUUCGGAUAAGUUAUUUGCAUUGGACAUGGGAAGUGUUGGAUACUAUGUUUUACUUUCAAACAUCUACUCAGCAGAUCGUAAUUAUUUUCAAGCUGCUUCAGUUAGGAAAGUUCUUAAGAACAAGAAUUUAGCAAAGACCCCUGGGUGCACUUUAAUUGAGGUUAAUGGACACCAGCAUGUCUUUACAUCCAGCGACCAGUCACAUCCUCAAGCAGUGGCUAUUUAUGCAAAGCUGGAGGAGCUGAUGGAAAAGAUGAGGGAGGCUGGAUUUCACGCUGAGACCAGCACAGCGUUGCAUGAUGUUGAAGAAGAAGAGAAGGAGAUGAUGGUCAAAGUUCAUAGUGAAAAGUUAGCUAUUGCUUUUGGGCUUUUAACAUCUGAACCUGGAACUGAAAUCAGAAUCAUCAAAAACCUAAGGGUUUGUGUGGAUUGCCAUAAUUUCACCAAGUUUGUCUCCAAGGUUACGGACAGAGUUAUUGUUGUAAGGGAUGCCAACAGGUUUCAUCACUUCAAAGAUGGGGAGUGUUCCUGUGGAGAUCAUUGGUAAAAGAACUUUUUACUGCCAAGGAUGUUUAGUCAGUUUUUUAGGAGCAAUAUGGAGGUUAAUGGAGCCAGUUUGUGUUUACCUUGUGCGUAGAUCCAAUUCUUAUAGAAACAAGGACAAGAGGAUAGCUCAAUCACUUGUGCACGUGCAAUGUCAAAGGUUCAAGUUCAUCGAUGCCAUUAUUUGCUGUUUAUUUGAAGUACGCAACACGGUUUGGCUCAUAAGAAAAGUUUAACCGAAAGGAAUCUUUUGCUUGUAAAAUACUGCAUUGAGUACAAUGCAGUUUAGCGAAGAGUGUAAUCUCUUCUUUGGUCAUGAAAACUGGUUGUUUUCAGUGGUUUACAUGAUUUUAGUUUGUCUGGGCAAAAUCAAUAAAUAUCAUCAUACGUCGCAGAUUUUAUCCUUACA